AAGUAGGACAGAAAAGAAAAUGGCGACUGGAGGACGUUUAACCCGUUCAAAGAUUAAUGCUUCCGAUGAAGUUAUUGACUACGCUUGUUCUCCAUGUACGAAGAGAAAUAAAACAAACGAAGCUGUUAAAUUUUGUGUGGAAUGUCAGGAGUUCUUUUGUCCUCUAUGUGUGGAUAACCACAACAGUUUUUCUGUUUUAGAAGGACACUCCUUACUAGAUAAAUCACAGUUUGGAUCUCUGGGGGGAUCAGCUGCACCGAACGCACCUCCGUUGCCGACAGAGAGAUGCAGUGUGCAUUUAACGAAAUUAGUGGACAUGUACUGCGCAAACCACGACGCUGUUGGCUGUUCUAUAUGUUUAAAUAUCGACCACAGGAUUUGUCAAGAUGUACAUUACGUACCUACAUUUGUCCAGGAACUGAAGCCAUCUUUGCAGACGUCGAGUUUAAAAAGUCAAGUAAACGCCACUAUUGUAAAGCUUGAAGGUCUCAUGAAACGGUACAAUUAUACAAGGGGUGAAUUUGACACGAAAAGAGUUUCUUCCUUGAAAGAUAUCCAAGAAUUCAGAAAAAAAAUCAACAAAACUUUAGAUCGAUUAGAGCAAGCAUCAAUUCAGAAUAUUAACAAGCAGUAUAAAGAUUUAGAUCUAACGUGCGAAAAUGAAAUGGCAGAUAUUCAAAGAAUGCUUGAUGUAUUGAAAAGAAGUAAAACGUCGUUAGAAUCAUCUGUGACGAAUGUAUCGCAGCAGUUUGUAGUUGAUAAAAAAUGCAAAGGCGAUAUUGUAAAUUCGGAAAGUCUUCUAGAACGAUCUACGAUCCAUGAGUCAAUGUUUAUACCAUUUAAUGGAAACACAGAACUUUUCGAUGACAUAAAUACAUUUCAUUCCCUAGAUCAGAGUGUGCAACAAACUGCUCAGCAAAUCAAGCCAAAGAAAACAUUGUAUGAAUUAAAAAGUUCAGACACAUUUGAUAUAAAACUAUCAACAGACGAGGGAUCAUGUGAGAUUCGAUCAAUGUGUAUACUUGAUUCUGGUGAUAUUCUAGUAACAGACUUUAAGAACAAAGCAUUAAAACUGAUAGAUGGUGAAUCGUAUAACUUGAAAGACGCGCUAAAGGUUCAAGAUCAACCGUCAGGAGUAUGUAAAGGUCGGAUUGAUGAGGCAGUAGUUUGUUUAAACAGUCAAGUUAUACAAUUUGUUUCUACUAAAGAGAACCUUAUUGUACUUGCUCAAAAAUUAAGAAUGAAUCAUAUGUGUUUGGGCGUUUGUAUGAUUUCGUCUUGUUUAUAUGUCACUGACGGCAGAAAUAGAAAUAUAUUUAAGUACGACUUAAACGGAAAACUUUUGAAAACAAUAUCUGGUAAUAAAAUCUUUUCAUGGAAUCGAUUUUUAGCUGGCAGUUACGACGGGAAGUCUUAAUAUGUCACUGACUGUGACAAU
Molecule: messenger RNA, 1438 nt
Organism: Ruditapes philippinarum (Manila clam)
Lineage: Eukaryota; Metazoa; Mollusca; Bivalvia; Venerida; Veneridae
Exons: 2
Coding region: 20-1417 (465 amino acids)
Molecular function (GO): zinc ion binding
Source: RefSeq, a predicted model, not a curated record